Molecule: messenger RNA, 1818 nt
Organism: Venustampulla echinocandica
Lineage: Eukaryota; Fungi; Ascomycota; Leotiomycetes; Helotiales; Pleuroascaceae
Exons: 6
Coding region: 1-1818 (605 amino acids)
Source: RefSeq, a predicted model, not a curated record
AUGAUUCGGCAUUUAGAGCAUAGAACUCGAACACUGCCCGCUACCAACGCAUCGGCUGAAUUCAUUCUCAACUCGAUUGCCUUAGCAGAGAGCAGUCAAUAUGUAGCGGAGUUGGAUAGAUUUGUCCCGCUGCCAGAAGCGCAGCGUCAUGAAGAUGCAAUUCUUCGGCUCUGGGAAGACUCGAGCGUUGAAAAAGCGAAGUUGUUCGGCGCCAUGGAACAGCUCAGUCAAAAGUCGCGGGACCACGAAACACCGAAGACCGCGGCGACAGAACUUCGCAACUGUACUUGGGAGCAGGUAAUCAAGGAAGUUCAGGUUGCCGGCAACGCCUACAAUAAUGGAGGGAAAAUUAAAAGAAUCUUCAGGGGAAUGUGCGACAACGCCGCUGUCUUCGAGAACUGGCUCUCGCUCUUACCCGAUGGCGACUACGGGGCGAGUAUCAGUGGCGCUUUUAUAAUGAUCGUUAGGGCAGCCCACAAUUUGGGCGACGUUCAGAAGACCAUUCAUGAAACGCUUGCCAGCAUACCAGAUACAUUGGCGCAUGCAAAUGCGUACGUGGAGAUAUACAAGGCGCACUCGAGCGAAUCACUAGUUCAGAAGACAGCGGCUUUGUGCAAAAGUAUUAUGAUAUCACUCCAACUCAUUAUACAAUUCUUCCUCAAAGGCUCCUUUAGGAGAGGCGCAACCGCAAUAUUGAAAGGCAAUGCAUACGAGAAAGAGCUUAUGGAGAGCAUAUCGAAUAUUAAGAAUCAAGUUUUGACGCUUAGGGAGGAGGCGAAUCUCUGUCUACAGAAACGAAUAGCAGAGAUGGAUAGGAAAGGAGAUAUAAGAGCGAUCAGAGAACAAUCACGACAAGAACUGGCCAAGGAGGAGUUGCUUCUGGCAAUAGAUUUCAGCACCGAGGUCACGGCGCAGAAGGUCUGCACAUAUCUUCUUCGCCAAUUACAAGCAAGUCCCGAUUUCAAUGUGCGAACAGGCGGGCUCAAUUUACCGGUUGAAACUUCAAGUUGCUUGCAGAUUACAGAAGGGGAGGCUUCGCCCUCCGAGCCAGCUACACGCAAAAGAAAAGGUCCCAAGGUUAAGGAUUUGCUAUACAUGCUUGAAUAUGAUCAUGAACUUCAUCAAAAGGAUGCCGAGGACUGUCUCAGUCUCGGAUACACUCAAGAUGAUGCUGGCCAAGCCCGAGCAACCUGGGUCCUUCAUUCAACCGAGAUGGGUGAAUUCCUGGCAGGGAAGGUCGAAUCCCAGCUCCUCCUAAUUAACGGCAACUCUGAAGCCACCGAGUUCAUUUCUCCACUGUCGUUUGUUUGUGCAAAAAUCUCAGAUCUGAUCAGCGUUUCUAACCACGUCUUGAUUCUUACCCAUUUCUGCGGUCGUCAUACAGACGAAAUGCGGGAUUCCAAGGCGAAUGCGACGGGGAUGUUGGCCUCUCUUGUCGGACAGCUGUUGAUGCAAGUCAAAAGCUGGGGGCACAGAAAAUUCAAGUUGGAUUUGUCCUCAUUGAGUGACGAUGAUCUCAGCGAGACGGAAGAUCUGGGUGUGUUGUUCAAUACUUUCCGUACUGUUAUCGCGCAGCUGCCAAAAGGGACUCUCAUCUUCUGCCUCAUUGACAGCCUGUCUGCAUACGAGAACUCUACCAGAAAGGAGGAAACAAUUGAUUUCAUGCGAAAGCUAGCACGUCUUGUGAAGAAAUCAACACGCGUUGCGCUGAAGGUACUGGUCACAUGCCCGGGGCGAAGCAUGUAUGCAAGCAGUUGGGCAGAUUUCAAUGACAGAAAAUCACAAAUGCUCCAUGUACCCGAAGAUAUACUCGUAUAG